AUGUCGAAUCCACUUGUGGCGGACUCGAGAUCGCGAUGGAGGAAACGACAACGCCUGGAGCGGUCUUCUUCGGUAGGAGAUCCGGGAGGAGCAGAAGAAGCUUUGAUGGAGGAAGAUGAGACGGCGAUGGCGGAUCUGGCUUUGCAUGAUAGAGAAAAGGGAAAGAUCUUCUCUCGCAUAGCACCAGCAAAAUCAUCAAAGGAGGCUUGGGAUUCUCUUCAAACCGAAUUCCAAGGCACUCCGCAAGUACGAUUGAUCAAACUACAAUCGUUGAGAAGGGAGUACGAAAAUUUGAAGAUGAACGAAGGUGAUAACAUCAAAGUUUUCACAGAGAAGUUGAUUGAUUUGGGAAAUCAAUUAAGGGUUCAUGGUGAAGAGAAGACGGACUAUCAAAUUGUCCAGAAGAUUCUCAUAUCUCUCCCAGCAAGAUUUGACAGCAUAGUGGCUGUGAUGAAGCAGACAAAGGAUCUGACUUCGUUGCCGGUAACAGAGUUAAUAGGAACUCUGAAAGCACAUGAGAAACGUGUGGAAGCCCGAGGCGCGACUAUGUCGGAAGGGGCGUUUAAUGUUAGAACAAGGGGAGGAAAAUCUGGAUUCAAAUCUUUCAACAACCAAAGCCAUGGGUAUCAAGGCAAAGGCAAAAGAUGGUGUGGCUUCUGGAAUUUCAGUAAAUGUGGCAUACGUGGCCAUGGAUCAAGGGAAUUUCAGUCUAAGAGGUAUGAAAGGGCACACAUGAGCCUUGAAGAUGAAGAUGAAGAUGAUGGAAUUCAUAUGCUCUUUAGUGCAAGUGAAGAAAAUCCAACACCCACGAAAGAAGCCGUUUGGCUGAUCGACAGUGUUUGUACAAAUCAUAUGACUAAAGAAGAAAGUUACUUCACAAGACCUGAUAGAAGUGUCAAGGUUCCAAUAAGAGUCGGAAACGGAGAGAUUGUCAUGACGGCCGGCAAAGGAGAUAUUAUUGUCAUGACAAACAGAGGAAAGCGAGUUAUAAAAGACGUGUUCUUGGUGCCGGGUGUAGAGAAGAAUUUGAUCAAUGUUCCAUAA
Molecule: messenger RNA, 1044 nt
Organism: Camelina sativa (false flax)
Lineage: Eukaryota; Viridiplantae; Streptophyta; Magnoliopsida; Brassicales; Brassicaceae
Source: RefSeq, a predicted model, not a curated record